AUGAAUCUUGAACUACUUGAAUCGUUUGGUCAGAAUUAUCCAGAGGAGUUUGAUGGUGCACUAGAUUCUAUAUCUUUAGCAGCAACAUGUGCAUUCAACAGACGUGGCACGUUAUUAGCAGUAGGAUGCAAUGAUGGAAGAAUAUUUAUAUGGGAUUUCCUGACCAGAGGCAUAGCAAAAUCCUUAUCUGCCCAUGUAUAUCCAGUGUGCAGUUUAAGUUGGUCCAGAAAUUGUAAAAAGCUGUUAUCAUCAUCGACAGACCAUAAUGUCUGUAUAUGGGAUGUGUUAUCAGGUGAAUGUGAGCAACGAUAUAGAUUUCCAACGCCCAUACAACGUGUUCAGUUUGAUCCACGUAAUGAUAGACGUUUCCUUGUCUGCCCUAUGAGGCAUGCUGCGUUAUUAGUGGAUACAGAAGGGGGUCAUAAAAUAUUACCAAUUGAUGAUGAUGGUGAUAUUAAUGUUAUAGCUUCAUUUGAUCGUCGUGGUGACUAUGUCUACACAGGAAAUGCUAAAGGAAAAAUUUUGAUACUAGACUCACAGAAACUGACUGUUAAAGCAAGUUUCAAAAUAACAGUUGGAACAUCCAGCACAACUGGUAUUAAAAGUAUUGAAUUUGCGAGAAGAGGCGAUUGUUUCUUGGUGAACACAUCUGAUCGUGUAAUUCGUGUGUACGAUACAAAUACUGUGCUCAAAUGCGGAGUCAAUGGAGAGCCUGAGCCUAUACAGAAGCUGCAGGAUCUUGUUAAUAAGACGACAUGGAAGAAAUGCUGUUUCUCAGGCGACGGAGAAUAUAUAUGUGCGGGUUCAGCCCGGCAACACGCGCUCUAUAUUUGGGAGAAGUCUAUCGGGAACUUAGUGAAGAUUUUGCACGGCACAAAGGGAGAGAUGCUUUUGGAUGUGGUUUGGCAUCCCAUAAGGCCUAUAAUCGCUAGUAUAAGUGCAGGUGUGGUCUCAAUCUGGGCACAAAACCAAGUUGAGAAUUGGUCAGCGUUUGCACCAGACUUCAAGGAGUUGGACGAAAACGUUGAAUACGAGGAAAGAGAGAGUGAGUUUGACGUAGAAGAUGAAGAUCGGUCCGUGGACAUGUGUGGGGAAAGCCGGGAUGACGAGCAAGUUGAGGUGGACGUAACGACGUGUGAGCCAGUGGCUGCAUUCUGCAGCUCUGAUGAAGAAGGGGAAGAUGAGAAUUUGUUGGCUUUCCUUCCUAUUGCACCAGAGAUUGAGGAACCUGAGGAUGGCUGGGCAGCAACGCAAGAGACAGUCACGCCUACAGAGACGCCUGAGAAACUGCUACCGGCCGCUAAGAGACCACGCACCAGUACAUACGAUAUAGCACUCAACAUAGAUCCGCCUGAUCAACCGAUGGCUUAUGGAGGCAAGAAUAAGCAAGCGGCUGGGAGUAAAAAGGUUGCCGGAAGGCCUAGGAAAUGA
This is a messenger RNA of Pieris macdunnoughi, 1431 nucleotides long. NCBI's taxonomy places the organism in Eukaryota, Metazoa, Arthropoda, Insecta, Lepidoptera, Pieridae. The record is from the annotation of a GenBank genome assembly.